This is a messenger RNA of Antechinus flavipes (yellow-footed antechinus), 2772 nucleotides long. RefSeq names its product DBF4 zinc finger (gene DBF4). Lineage: Eukaryota; Metazoa; Chordata; Mammalia; Dasyuromorphia; Dasyuridae. Gene Ontology annotation, cellular component: nucleus; Dbf4-dependent protein kinase complex. Gene Ontology annotation, molecular function: nucleic acid binding; protein serine/threonine kinase activator activity; zinc ion binding. The transcript has 12 exons. The record is from RefSeq and is a predicted model, not a curated record. Bases 95 to 2167 code for a protein of 690 amino acids. Gene Ontology annotation, biological process: positive regulation of nuclear cell cycle DNA replication; regulation of cell cycle phase transition.
UCCGUUCCCUUCCCGCCCCGGCUGGCGGCCCGGCUAGAGCAGCGGCGGGCCCCGCGGGAGCCGGCCCCAGCAUGUGGACCGCGGCGCGGCGGCCAUGAAAGCCGGCACCAUGAGGAUCCGCAGCAAAGGCCAUCAUCCGGCAGGUGGUAUCCAAAUAAAAAAUGAGAAGAAUAGACCAUCUUUGAAAACUGUGAAAAAUGAUAACAAAUCAGAAAAGUCUAAAUAUAAGCCACUCUGGGGAAAAGUCUUUUAUCUUGAUUUGCCAUCUGUUGUGAUAUCUGAAAGGCUGGAAAAGGACCUCAAGGAACUAGGAGGGAGAGUUGAAGAAUUUCUCAGCAAAGAUAUAAGUUAUCUAAUUUCAAAUAAAAAGGAAGCAAAAUAUGCUCAGACAUUGGGGUGUAUUUCUCCUGUCCCAAGUCCGGAAUCAACAUAUACAGGAGGAAAUACUUCACCUCAUCCUAGCUGUGAUGGAAGUUCAUUCAAGACUCCAGAUCCAGUAUGUAUGAGCAGAGGAAAAUUAUUAGUUGAAAAAGCUAUCAAGGAACAUGAAUUCAUCCCUUCAAAUAGCAUAUUGUCAAAUGCUUUAUCCUGGGGAGUGAAAAUUCUUCAUAUUGAUGAUAUUAAAUACUAUAUUGAACAAAAGAAAAAAGAAUUGUAUCUGAUCAAGAAAUCAAGCACAUCAAUACGAGAAGUGGGAAAACGAUUGGGUGUUCAGAAAACAAAAACAGGAAGGCUCAAAAAGCCAUUUGUAAAGGUGGAAGAUUCAAGUCACCAUUACAGACCAUUUUAUCUUCAGUUGUCCAAUAUACCUCUUAUAAACUAUUCCGUCCCUAAGCCUUGCAGCCCUUUUGAUUUGGAUAAAACAUCUAGUCUGCAGAAACAAAUGCAAGCUAAGCAAAGGAACAGAACUGGUUGUGAAGCUGAUGAAGGGCGCUGCACCCCCGCACAGCCCCGCCUGCGAGAGAACAAGAGGAAAGGUUACUGUGAGUGCUGCUCCCAGAAGUAUGAGGCGCUCCAGGCCCAUCUUCUAAGUGAACAACACAGAAACUUUGCACAGAGUACUCAGUAUCAAGUUGUUGAUGAUAUCAUAUCGAAGUUGGUGUAUGAUUUUGUAGAAUAUAAAAAUAAUAUAUCCAGAAGAGUAAAAUGCAGUAUUGGAUCUUUUGCCCCCAUUACUGGAAAUACUUUUAAAAGGAAUGAACCUGAAAAGGAACUGGAAUUGCACUGUGUUUCCCCUAAUGACCCUCAGGGAAAUCCUACCAAACAGGUGAUAAAACAGAAUUUCCAAUAUCAAGAAAGCAAGGAUCCUUCACAGAAAGUUGCCUUCAGUUCAGAGCCUAUAGAUUCAUUUGCUUCAUGCAGCCCAUGUCCUUACAAUUCAACAAGCAAGCUUGGAGAGCAUUUGGAUUGUAGAAAGUCUUCUAUAAUAAAUCCAGUGAAAGAGAACAUUAAGCUGGAUUUGGUACAACUACCUCUGAAUAAUGAUACGCAGGGAUAUACUCCUGAAGUUUCUGACCAUAAAGGAAUUAGAAAUGAAAAAGACUUAGAAGAAUUAAAAACAGAAUACUGCCCAUAUAUCCUAGAGACAUUUAUGCACGUUUCUGAUUUUGAUGAAACAGACAAAAAUGUAUCUCAACUAAAACGAAAGUCAGAUAGUACACUUUUUCCAGAUACCUGUCAGAAGAAGAAAGGCACUAGCUCCCCACAUCGUAAUGAUUCUAGUCUUAGAGUCAUUAGCAAUUCACCAAAACAAUCAAUAGGUCAAGCCAAGAUAGUAUCCUAUAGUCCUUCUGGUGAAGAACCCAAACAAGUGGAUGACGAAAGUACAGACAGUUUACCUUCAGGGCGGCUGCACCGCAAAGUAAAAAUUGUAUUAGGAAGAAAUAAAAAAAGAAGUCAGAAGAAAAAUGUUGAAUUACAUUUAAAGAACAAAACAGAAUUUCCUGCUACAAAGGAAGAAAACAGUAUUCGUAGUUCACCAGUACAGUCUUUAGUGGAAUUAUUUCAAACCAGUGAAGACAAUUCUGAGUUUUUGGGUUUUACAAGCUGUUCUGAAAACCAUGGUUCGUGUGAUGUUUUAGAAGUUUGGGAAGAAGAAACUGGAAAUAGUUUAUUGUCCAUGUUUCUCUCUUCCCCUUCUUCAACUUCUACAUUUACUGGGUUUUAGAGGAGUAUUUUUUUUGUUUUUUGUUUUUAAUUUGUAAUUUUUUCACAAAUGGCGAGGAUUGUAUUCCUGAAAAUAUUUUUAUAUAUAUGUAAAAAUUUUUGUUUUAUUAUUUGUGUCACCUGUACAUUUAAAUAACCAUAUGUAAAUAUUAAAAAUAAAGAUGAUUAUUAGUAUUUUCCUAAGAAUGAAGUACUUUUACAUAAGUAAAUGCAACUGAAGCUAAGGUAUCUGCUACCUCUUGCAUAUUGUUAACAUAAUUUCUAAAUAAAAUUGUUUCUAAAUAAUCAAUUAAUUAUGAACUUGCGCUGCAAGAAAAUGAUUUGCACUGGAAACAUAAUUUUGAGUAACAGAAUUUAUAUAAAAACUAGUGUCUCUCAUUUGGGUGUUGUAAUAAAAUUUAUUUUAGAUCUGGGACAUGCAUAGCACUGAUAACUACAUAUCAUGAUAAAGGGAACAUGUUUACAAAUGGAUGAAUGAGUGUUGCCUUAAGAGCUAAGCUUGGUUCCUGUUGAGCAUUGUUUUCUAAGGUAUGUCUCGUUGUUUGUCCUUUGAUUUUCUUGAACUGAGUAUGUGCCAGUACAAUAAAAACAAGGCUCCCUAGUGGA